Molecule: messenger RNA, 678 nt
Organism: Arvicola amphibius (Eurasian water vole)
Lineage: Eukaryota; Metazoa; Chordata; Mammalia; Rodentia; Cricetidae
Gene: Arhgdig
Product: Rho GDP dissociation inhibitor gamma
Exons: 6
Coding region: 1-678 (225 amino acids)
Biological process (GO): Rho protein signal transduction
Cellular component (GO): cytoplasm; membrane; cytosol
Molecular function (GO): protein binding; Rho GDP-dissociation inhibitor activity
Source: RefSeq, a predicted model, not a curated record
AUGCUGGGCCUGGACGCGUGCGAGCUGGGGGCGCAGCUGCUGGAGCUGCUCCGGCUGGCGCUGUGCGCCCGAGUCCUCUUGGCUGACAAGGAGGGGGAGCCAGUCCCAAAAGAUGAGGUGCUGGACGAAAUUGUACCAGAGUACCAGGCCCCUGGGAAGAAGAGCAUGCUGGCAAUCUGGCAGCUGGACCCUGAGGACGUGAGCCUGGUCAAGUACAAGCAGGCGCUGCUGGGGCCCCUGCCACCCGUUGUGGACCCCAGCCUGCCCAACGUGCAGGUGACCAGGCUGACGCUGCUGUCUGAUCAGGCUCCAGGGCCUCUCGUCAUGGACCUUACAGGAGACCUGGCUGCCCUGAAAAACCAGGUGUUUGUCCUGAAGGAGGGCAUUGAAUACAAGGUGAAGAUCACCUUCAAGGUCAACAAGGAGAUUGUCAGUGGCCUCAAAUGUCUGCACCACACCUAUCGGCGGGGACUACGCGUGGACAAGGCCAUCUGCAUGGUGGGCAGCUACGGCCCCCGGGCCCAGGAGUAUGAAUUUGUGACGACAGUGGAGGAAGCACCAAGGGGCGCAUUGGCACGUGGCCUCUACGUGGUCAGGUCCCUCUUCACUGAUGAUGACAGGCUUGACCACCUGUCCUGGGAGUGGUGCCUCCACGUCUGCCAGGACUGGAAGGACUGA